UAAGCAGAUACCAGCGUCCAUCUAUUCAGCGAUGUUGUCUGAACGGUUCGGACUAUUAUACAAUGCGGAUGAACUGCAAUAAAACCGCCCUCCAAGAAGCGUUACGAGUGGAUACUGCGCGGUGCAGACAGGUUGCGGAGCAAUGCUGUGUAUACACAGAGGAUCACAUGUACAAGAUCCUACCAAUGGCCCAAAUGGGGACCCUAGAAACCAGCCUGGAGCAGACGAGGGAGGAGCCAAUCACAAUCUCUGUGACGCAGAUCAGCGCCGGCCGCACAUUCACCGCGACAUUCACCGUGAAGACCGACCCCACACAGGACGUCUCCAUACAUGUGAGCAGCAGAACAAUGGCUGUGAGUGUCGGUGUGUGGUUCGGUAGAGCGCCGCCUGAAGAAGAUCGGUGAAUUAUGGAAUAUAAUCGGCGUAAUGUUGUUAUGGAUAGAGGAAGGGGUGGAGGAGCCGCCAUAUGUAAUA
Messenger RNA from Hyla sarda, 474 nucleotides. RefSeq lists its product as uncharacterized. Lineage: Eukaryota; Metazoa; Chordata; Amphibia; Anura; Hylidae. The record is from RefSeq and is a predicted model, not a curated record.